Molecule: messenger RNA, 2274 nt
Organism: Strongylocentrotus purpuratus (purple sea urchin)
Lineage: Eukaryota; Metazoa; Echinodermata; Echinoidea; Camarodonta; Strongylocentrotidae
Product: thimet oligopeptidase
Exons: 9
Coding region: 524-1561 (345 amino acids)
Biological process (GO): peptide metabolic process; proteolysis
Cellular component (GO): mitochondrial intermembrane space
Molecular function (GO): metalloendopeptidase activity
Source: RefSeq, a predicted model, not a curated record
GAUAGGUGUGGGUAACUUACAGAUAGGAGAACGCUGGGUGUACAUAUCUUGACAGGGAAUGAUAGGUGCGGGUAACUUACAGAUCGGAGAACGCUGGGUGUACAUAUCUUGACAGGGAAUGAUAGGUGCGGGUAACUUACAGAUCGGAGAACGCUGGGUGUACAUAUCUUGACAGGGAAUGAUAGGUGCGGGUAACUUACAGAUAGGAGAACGCUGGGUGUACAUAUCUUGACAGGGAAUGAUAGGUGCGGGUAACUUACAGAUCGGAGAACGCUGGACAGGGCAAGAUAGUGUAGGAACAGGUGAAGAAAGGAACCAAGGAUCAUAGAGAACAUAUGGGUGUGGAGAAAUUGGGCCAAGGCAGGUUGGGGACAAGGAAAUGCAAAGAUAACAGAAGAUCACUAUGUCUUCUACAUGUAGUUGGAAUCCAAAAUCUUGUAUACUUGCUGACAUCUUUUUUUCCCCUUCCAACUAGUGCAAGAAAUACGGGUACGAGAAUGACAAGAAGAUCAACCUGUGGGAUAUGCGCUACUUCAUGAACAUGUCCGAAGAGAAGCGCUACUCUGUGGACCACAACAAGCUCAAGGAGUACUUCCCCCUCGAGAAGGUCAUCCAGGGGUCACUGGACAUCUACCAGGAGCUACUUGGACUGAAGUUUGAGGAGGUUCCCAAGGAUCAAGCACCAGUCUGGAAUGAUGAUGUUCAGAUGUUCAGUGUCACAGACAAGGAGACCAGUGAGUUCAUGGGUUUCUUCUACCUGGAUCUUUUCCCCAGGGAAGGCAAGUUCAGCCAUGCAGCCUGCUUUGGUCUUCAGCCCGGCUGCCUAGCUCCUGAUGGUACCCGUCAAGCAGCCAUAGCAGCCAUGGUAGCUAACUUCACCAAGUCUACUCCCGACUCCCCGUCGCUAUCCACUCAUGAUGAGGUCGAGACAUUCUUUCAUGAGUUUGGUCACGUGAUGCAUGACAUUUUGGGGCAGACCGAGCUCUGUUUCUUCAGUGGGACCAGGGUGGAGCGUGACUUUGUGGAAGCCCCGUCCCAGAUGCUAGAGAACUGGUGCUGGCAGGCGGAGUCUCUGGCCAGGCUGUCGGGUCACUACAAGGACGGCUCGGUCCUCCCAGAUGACAUGGUGGACAAGCUGGUCAAGGCAAGGAACGCCAACGCUGGGGUCUUCAACCUGAGGCAGAUUCUCCUUGGGUCGUUUGAUCAGACUAUACAUACCAGGGAAAAGGCUGAUACAGAGACCAUCUAUUCCGGCCUGUCAGAGAAGAUCCUUGGUAUACCAGCUACACCAGGGACUAACAUGUGUGCUGCCUUUGCUCAUCUAGCCGAUGGUUAUGAUGCUCAGUACUAUGGAUACCUCUGGAGUGAGGUGUACAGCAUGGACAUGUUCUGUUCUCGUUUCAAGAAGGAAGGCAUAAUGAGUCAGAAGGUUGGCAAGGAAUACCGCAAGUACAUCCUCCAGCCCGGCGGCUCCAUCGAUGCUAUCGAUAUGCUGAAGAACUUUCUUGGACGUGAACCCAGUCAAGAACCAUUCCUCAUCAGCAAAGGACUAGAGAUCUAAUGUCAACAUGGUCGAUGAUGAUGAUACAAGACCCAUGCUAGUUAGACUAGGCACUUCAUCGCUAGAUCUCUUCUCUGGAUUGUAUCGCUUUGUAUUCACAGAAUGUCUUUGUUGAAGACUAGGACUUCUGAUGACCUCUUUGUCCAUAAUGUUUAGUGCAUUUUUGGUUGACGAUCGAGCAUACAUUUAGGACAUCCUAAAUUUUGACAAUCAAUUUAAAAUACAAAUGAAAUUUGAUCAUUAUUUAUUUCAUGGCUUAUAAAGUGAUUUUUUUUUUUUACCAGUACGAGUUCAUCUACUUUAUUGGACAUAGAAAGCCUGUGGAUAAAAUCCAAAUGGACAGUCAUUUAAUGUUCAGAAAAUCGUAAAAUGGCUUUUAGGGACAAGAACAAUCAUGGUUUAUUUUAAUGCAACAAGAACAACAGUUUAGAGGCAGUUCUUUAUUUGACAUUUUGUGAAUACUGAAAAAUACAAUAUCUAGAUAAGGGAUCAAUUUAUAGGUUUAGAUUUGAUAUAUGUAUAUAUUUGAAAGUGCUUUAAUAAUAUAGAUACAUCUAUUCUUUAUUUUGCUUUAUUCUUUCCUUUUUUGUGACUUUUUUAUCUGUAUGUGACCAAUGCUUGGAUUAAGCUGACAAUUCUACUGAUGUGUUCUAUGCAAAACUAUUGUUGAUCCGUCUCUAUGGUGACUCAGUGUAGAUCGUGUUAUUCCCAAU